CUGUGCUAGAUUCGAAAUGUUUCAGACUUUGCAAAAUAUUUUGUUGGUUUGCAUGUUGUUUCCUCUCGAACAAUCUUUAUGCGCCAGAAGUCUUCAUCGUGAUUCUAAAUUUCGUGUCGCUUCGUUUAUCGACCAUGUUUUUCACGUUCUUGAUGUACUGGAGCUUGAAUCCAGGCUUGUCAGGGAUCGAAUAGAUUGUCAGCUUCACUGUUUAGAAGAUCAGCGAUGUUUUUCAACAAACCUUGCUACUAAACCUGAUAUCAAUAGUCGUUAUGUUUGUAAGCUGCUUCCCACGGACAAGUAUAACGCUUCUGACAGCUUUAGACCAAGUCCACGCUUCCAUCACUACAGUGUAAAGGUAUACAGCUGUCGAGCCCUAUAUCAACUGAAUGAUUUCUGGUGCGGCGAUUGUCAUCCAAAUUACUCCGGCAGUUAUUGUGAAAAAUGGCUGGUUGAAAUACCGUACCAUGUUUGCAUGUACGGAAAAGGCGAUAUGCCAGGAGUGUUUUUCACUCUCUUGGCCGGUAAAAUCUACUCUAUCAGGUUGGUACACAUUUCUGGUAAGGUGGGCUGCACACCGGAAGAUGAAAGUAACUGGGGUUAUCAUUCCGACAUCGACACAAUUCUAACAGAUAAGGACAACAAUGUUGUUUUCCCCGAAGAUCACAAUGCUACUUACUACCAGCUUCCUGGAUUUACAGGCAACUCCCCUGAACUGGUGUUAUCAUUCACCAUUCCACUGCUGGUGACCGCUGGUCAAGAAUAUCGGCUGUGGUACUGGGAAGACCUGGUCAACCACAACGACGAAAACAACAACCCGGGACCAUCCUGCAUGAAAGUUAUUUACCUUUUUAGCGAUUGACAUUCAAAAAUUACACGAGGAUUAGCUAAAACGCAGUCCAAAACGGGUCAGCGAGUCUAAACUUUUAGAAGCGUAAAAAAAAAUUAUUUAGGACUCUUUGUCAGACAGUAAAUAUGGUAAAGCACAAAAUCCGUCCAAUAGUGCUCGUCCUAAGGCGCAUUCUCUUCAAUUCUCGUAUGGCCCCCUUUACUCGGCUGUAACUGAUUUUGAAUACUUUUUUCACAAGCCCUCUCUUUUUGUUUGGCCAUUGCAUGCAGAAAGUCGCCUCCGAAAUUGUCCUCAUUUAUACAAAGCAGCUUUCCAGUCAUAUUUCAGAAGCGUGUUCCUAAGUUAGAGAGAGAGAAGAGAAAAACAAUCGCAGAAAUGAUAAAAAUAACUGUUGAAAAGACUUUGAUUCUUAAAUCUGCACGGAAGGUGUUCAACAACUUGUAAUAACCAACAAUUAUGUCAUAACUUUUGUCCUUGUCGCAUAACUUAAGCGACCUGAUGACACUCUGUCAAAUGAUCUUGUCCACAAUUAAUGGUCUUUGUGUAGUGUUCUAGUUCAGUAGCAAAGUGUUUUAGAGAACCGUUCCGAAGGAUCUCGAGACAAGUUUAUGUCUUGCGCCUUUCCGAAGGAUCUCGGUAUUAGUUUAUCCCUUGUUGUUUUCGUCCGACCAAUAACAAUUAAAAAAAUCAGAAACUUGUGAUUUUAUUGUCCACCAACUAUACACUAACGAGACAGUGGGGCCUUGUCUUCCAUAAGUACAGAGCUAUUCCUGAAACAUGGAUCACGUUUUUUUUCUUUUAGCAAUGAACCCUUUAACUCCCAAGAUCUGAUUGUGAAUUCUCCCCUCCAGCUUCUACACAUUUCCUUGUAAAUUACUUAAAAGAACUGAUGUUAGAUCAACAUAACAACUUCUAUAGGAAAAUUCAUUACUUGACGAUAUCGCGAUUCGUGCGAUAUCGGUUUUCGCGUGCAAUUUAAUGCGGAA
Molecule: messenger RNA, 1836 nt
Organism: Stylophora pistillata
Lineage: Eukaryota; Metazoa; Cnidaria; Anthozoa; Scleractinia; Pocilloporidae
Source: RefSeq, a predicted model, not a curated record